ACGGUCAAGAAGAGAAUCCAAGAAAAGACUUGGUAAAACCAUCUAUUGUAACGGAAAUCAUGUUGAUUUUUAACAUGCCCAUGAUUAUUUAUAUGUCCAUAGACCCAGUGUCACGAGAAAACUCACAUUUUGGUCUAACGCGUCAUCUGCUUUUCUUAGGUGACUACACUCAAAAGUUUCUUCACUAAAUUAACAUCCCAGAAAGAUCGAGUUGUAUUUAGGGUGUGCCAUGCUGCAUAGACAUUAACGAGAAAACGCUAAUGGGUCCGUGUAAGUCUCGAGCUUUUCCCUUCUGUGACAGCGUUACCGUGCUCGUACGUGUAUGACGGAUAGCUGCUGCGUUACUGUAUCCUAUGGAAGAGAAGCCAAAAAAGCCUUUGUAAAACCAUCAAUUGUAACGAAAAUCGUGUUGAUUUUUAACAUUUACAUUACUUUUUAUAUUUCAUAGACCCAGGGUGAGAGAAAACUCACAUUUUGGGCUAACGCGUCAUCUGCUUUUCUUAGGUGACUACACUCAAAAGUUUCUUCACUAAAUUAACUUCCCAGAAAGAUCGAGUUGUAUUUAGGGUGUGCCAUGCUGCAUAGACAUUAACGAGAAAACGCUAAUGGGUCCGUGUAGUCUCGAGCUUUUCCCUUCUAUGACAGCGUAACCGUGCUCGUAUGUGUAUGACGGAUAUCUGCGGUAUAUACUGUGUCCUAUGGAAGAUGAUGGAUCAUAAAAUACCUCCUUAAGCUAGCCAAGAGAUUGGGCUCUAUCUAGGCAGAAAAAUGCCGUAAAAAAUGAGUUGAGUUCUAUAUUUGGAAAAUACUACCCUAUCCAAAUGUGGUUGAGUACCAUUUUGCUAAGGAGCAUAAAAGAAUGAGGCUGAGUUCCAUUUAAGCAGGAACCCCUCCCAUAAAAAUGUGAUUGAGCACUAUUUAUCUAGAAAUGAUUAUUUUAAUUCGUUAAUUCUUGAACUUUUAAAGUAGAAUUUAUUAUAAUGUUCCUGAAAAAGUAAAGUUGGCUUACUAUGCCGUUUGUUAUUAAGUUUUAAUAAAAGAGGGGGGGAACUUGUAACCUUUAUAGAUUUUCCUCUCCCCCGGUCCACAUGUGGAUUUCUUCCAUAUGUUCUUCCGCUGUUGCACAGUUGGUAGAGUUUUUCCUAUAAAAAAAGGGAACGGUUUUUGUGUGGAAAUUUUCCCUGGGAAAAGAAAAACAACGGUGAAGCGGAGACGCCCGCCCGCGAGCUUCAUCCAUGAGGAGGAGCGAAAGGCUGAUCCUCAAAUGGGACGAGGAAGCUGAUAAAAAGCCCAAGGCCAAAAAACCCAAUUUAAAAAUUUUAAACGAGGAAAAAAAUCAGGCGAGCGAAGAGAAUGGUAAAAAAGUGAAGACACCCCAGAGGGACAGGGCGAAAAGAUCUGUUAUCAAAGUGAAAAUCAAAGAGACGUCGAGAAGCGGGGUCGAGAAAGUCACUAGGUCCGGCAGGAACUUCUCGCCCUACGAGAUCUACCCUACGGUCUUCCAGAGGCGGAAGGAGAGGAAGGCGAUGUUCAAGAAACCCCCCGAGGGGGAAAGCGGGACGGAACGGGCCCAGGAGGAGCCUCCGAUCAAGGAGGAACCCUCAGAAACGGAAAAGGAAGAUUCAGAUUCGUCUUUCGAGUUCCCGGACCCUCUUCUUUACCCAGAACACUGGCCCAGGAUCAGCCAGGACCUACCGGGCUGUGAGGACAUCCGCGAUUGGCAGGACGACUCCACACUCGUGGAAGUGGAACACCCGGGCAACCUGAGGACUAUGCUGGCCGACACGGACAAAUACGCCUUCAGGUCUUGCUUCAACAACAUUGCCAAGCAGAUAGCGAACUUCGAUAGGUACAGGGGGGCCGAGACGUCUCCGGGUGACCCGGGCAAGUACGACGUUCUCGAGGCGCAGAGGUCCGAGGCGAAAAAGUUCUACAGGAAGAAAAUCACCGAUUCAAAACUCAUGGAAUGGCACAGCGUUUCGGCAGCUUUCAUCGGGCCGAUGGCGUACGCUCAGUUGGACUGGGGCAAGUCCAAGUCUGUAUACGACAAACUGAAAGAAAUGCUGGCGAGGAGGGACCGCCAGGAGGAGAUCGACUUCAUCAAAGAGAGGACUAGGUUGAUCUGGUUCUGCGUCAAGAUUUUCGGCACGUGUUCGACCUGCUUCAUAACGACAUUCGACAUCCUGCCUUACUUCUACGACUUCUAUCUGUACACGGCCGGGGUCGAGAAGCCUUUCAUGGUGCCCUUGCCUAACACGGGCUAUCUUGGGGAAAAUCCCAAGAGGAGCUUUUAUUAUUAUUUCGUCAACGUCGUCACGUCUCUCUGGUGCGCCAAGAUCUCCGUGGUAGCUUUUGGUUACGAGUCCUUGGGCUACUUGUCCAUCUCUUACGCCUGCGCCGAGCUCGAGAUAAUAAGCAUGAGGAUCAAAAAAUGGGGAGAACUCAGAAAAGAGAGCGGCAUCGAGCUGAGAGACAUCAUCGAUGAACACCGUCAGAUUUUAAGGUUGGCUCAUGAACUCAAAGAACUCUUCGGUAUGGCUAUGGCGUCGCAGAACGUCGUGGGCGCGCUUUCCCUCACCCUGUACGCGUACACAAUCAUGGUGGAACUGGGCGAGGAUGUCCUUCAGGUCGUGGUGAACGCCUUCUGCCUCGUGAUCGUGACAGCGCUCAUUUCCGCGGCUAACUUCAUGGGUCAGAACCUCCAGGACAAGAGCAUGGAGCUGUUUAAAAGCUUAUGUGACGUGCCAUGGGAAGAGAUGGAGCCGGCGGUCCGGAAGGAUCUCAACAUGAUGAUACGGCAGGCGAAGAGGCCGAUGGUCGUCGACUACCGGGGCAGGAGUCCACUCAACCUCGUCACACUCAUGGGGAUAUUCAACGCAAGCUAUUCGUACUUCAUGAUGCUUAAAUCAAUGUAUUGAAGGUGACGAAAAAAAUAGGGCAAAAGGUUUUUAUUAAGGAAAAUAUGUAGUUCUAGAUUGGCACACUUAUAAGUGUAAUAGCAAUUAUAUAUUGAUUUGA
Cimex lectularius (bed bug) is the source of this 3018-nucleotide messenger RNA. RefSeq lists its product as uncharacterized. The transcript is spliced from 10 exons. Bases 1236 to 2918 code for a protein of 560 amino acids. Lineage: Eukaryota; Metazoa; Arthropoda; Insecta; Hemiptera; Cimicidae. The record is from RefSeq and is a predicted model, not a curated record. Gene Ontology annotation, molecular function: olfactory receptor activity; odorant binding. Gene Ontology annotation, cellular component: plasma membrane. Gene Ontology annotation, biological process: sensory perception of smell; detection of chemical stimulus involved in sensory perception of smell.